Molecule: messenger RNA, 920 nt
Organism: Momordica charantia (bitter melon)
Lineage: Eukaryota; Viridiplantae; Streptophyta; Magnoliopsida; Cucurbitales; Cucurbitaceae
Product: protein PLASTID REDOX INSENSITIVE 2, chloroplastic
Biological process (GO): regulation of gene expression
Source: RefSeq, a predicted model, not a curated record
UAGUGCAAUGUGAGCAUGUGCAUGGACCUGAAGGGCCAUGGCGUACAGUGGACACAAAAAGGGUAAAUUUUGAAAUGAAUUGGAGAUACUGGGCUGCAUUUGAACGGAAGUGGGAAUUUAGGUGGGCUUUUUGGGCUUGGUCCAGUUUUCAGACUGGGCCCAAAAUUGACCCUCUGUGGGCUUUUCAAAUGGACGGACGCCACACGAAGUUAGGGCUUAGCUUACGGGUGGGAUACGCCAUCCAAAUCCAUUCGAUGGCGCUCCACGGUUGCGCUCUGCUGCUGGCCUCUGCCGUCCCUCCCGCCAAGAUCACAUGCUUCAACGGUCUUCUCCAUCCGACAUUUUCCCCUUUCCCUUCUCUCGUAAAGCCCUUUGUUAAUUGUACCUCUACUUCGUCCUUCAGUUACAGAGCCACUCCGCUUCCGCCCAAGUUCGUCUACCCCGAUCCGAUUCCUGAAUUUGCAGAAGCAGAAACCCGGAAAUUCAGGGAAUAUCUAUCGAAGAAACUCGCAGAGGAUCGCGCGACAUUUGGGAACGACCUCGAUUUCGUUGUGGAGGUUUGCUCCAAGAUAUUUGGUGAAUAUUUGCAUGUGGAGUACGGAGGUCCUGAGACAUUAUUGGUGGAGCCUUUCACCAAUAUGUUCAUUGCUCUCAACGAGAGGAAAUUACCUGGAGCGUCUUUGGCCGCAAGAACUUCGCUCCUAUGGGCUCAAAAUCAUCUAGAUCAAGAUUGGACUAUUUGGAACUCAAAAGGGCCAAAACCAUCUAAAUGAUUUUGCUUCUUGUAGUUACAUUUGUGAAGAUCCUUCUUUUUGUAUCGUAUCUAGAUUUUUCUGUUCUUUUUGCUCUUGAAUUGAAGAUGAUGGAGUAAAAUUGUACGUUCAUCACAAGAUACUCCAAUACAAUGUCAAUUUCAUUGA